Messenger RNA from Oncorhynchus tshawytscha (Chinook salmon), 1256 nucleotides. Its product is annotated as zinc finger protein 135-like. Lineage: Eukaryota; Metazoa; Chordata; Actinopteri; Salmoniformes; Salmonidae. Gene Ontology annotation, cellular component: nucleus. The transcript has 3 exons. The record is from RefSeq and is a predicted model, not a curated record. Bases 5 to 1087 code for a protein of 360 amino acids. Gene Ontology annotation, molecular function: DNA-binding transcription activator activity, RNA polymerase II-specific; RNA polymerase II cis-regulatory region sequence-specific DNA binding. Gene Ontology annotation, biological process: regulation of transcription by RNA polymerase II.
UUUCAUGGUCAAAGUAGAGGAAGAAGAGAAGGACAAAGCUCUUGUAGUUAAAGAAGAAGAAGAGGAGGUUGGUUUUACGGUCAAAAAAGAAGAAGAAGCUAUAGAGGUUUUUAUUUUUUCUGACGGAAACUGCAACCAGUGGCCUGUCAGUGGGAAGAGUCCCUCCGUAUCAGAAGAACCUCAACAAAAACAGACGCGACCAAAGAAACAACCAAAAAAGACCCAGGAACCACACCACUCCCCUCUGUACUGCCCCGACUGUGGGAUGAGUUUUGUCAGCCCUGGGAUACUGAACGCGCACCGCAGAAUCCACCAGCCCAGAAUAAUCCACACCACCACCACCACCACCGGUGAGCCGUCUCACUACUGCCAUGACUGCGGCAAGACCUUCGACACCGCCCGCUACCUCAAAAAGCACAGCUUGGUUCACACAGCAGAGAGGACGCACCACUGUUCCCAGUGCGACCGGAGCUUCCUGAGACUCCAGCACCUCAAAGAGCACCAGAGAACCCACAGCGGAGAGAAGCCUCACUACUGCUCCGCGUGUGGGAAGGGCUUCACCAAGGUUCGACUGCUCCGAACACACCAGCGGCUGCAUGCCGUGGAGGGGGCCGACGUCGUCGGGGAUGUGUCGGAGACGGGGAUGAAGGAAGGUAGUGGGGUGGUGAUGUCAGCGAUGGGGCGGAAGAGAGCACUGAGAGUUCUGGCCGGAGUGGACUACUACUACUGCUCUGAGUGUGGGAAGAGCUUCUCCAGUGCGGCCUAUCUUAAGGUGCAUCAGAAGGCUCACACAGGAGACAAACCAUACCAGUGUGCUCACUGUAAGAAAUCAUUCAGCACGUCGUGGGGUUUAAAGGUUCACCGGCAGAAUCGCUCUGGAGAGAAGCCCUACCAGUGCGCCGACUGUGGGAAGAGGUUCUCGGACCUGCGCAGCCACAAAGCCCACCGGAGCACCCACACUGGAGAGAAACCAUACACAUGCCCUGUCUGUGGAAAAGGCUUUGCCUGGCUAAAGAGCCUACAGAAACACCAGGCCACACACAGCAGCAGCAGUGGUGGUGGAGUCAUAGAAGUACAUAUAGAAUAAUGUAGGAUAUCCUGGAGGGUUUCACUCCAACCCCAAUCCAGCAGGGUAGUUACAACUACGGGAUAGGAGGGUAGCUCUCCAGGAACAGGGUUAUAGGAGGGUAGCUCUCCAGGAACAGGGUUAUAGGAGGGUAGCUCUCCAGGAACAGGGUUAUAUAGGAGGGUAGCUC